AUGCUCUGCUUCCUCCCGAUUUUCUCCGUUCUAGUAUUUUCCCUUGGGAUUCAUGGUUUCCCAGGGAUUUCGAUUUGGGACAAGAGCUACCAAUGCGGCUGCGAAACUGGAUUUUCUCUCGGAAAGAAAUACGCGUAUUGCAGGACGGGUUACCCUGCUGUAACCCAUUGCAAGUGCGAAAAGUCAAGUUGCUCGUCCCCGAUCAUUAAUACUCGAUAUGUCAAGAUGACAGGCUGCUACUUGAAUGGACCCAAGGGCUCUCUAGUAGGCGGCGCAAGUGAUCAAGACUGUUCAACAUAUGAUUAUGACCAGACCAAAAAGGGUUAUGUUUGCCACAACGACGGUGGAAGUUCUUAUACGUGCCCUGGUUCACCUAUAACUCUUGAUCCCAAAGCCAUGGUAUGUAACCAUUGUAAGAUUUAA
Messenger RNA from Melampsora larici-populina 98AG31, 423 nucleotides. RefSeq lists its product as uncharacterized. The transcript is spliced from 5 exons. NCBI's taxonomy places the organism in Eukaryota, Fungi, Basidiomycota, Pucciniomycetes, Pucciniales, Melampsoraceae. The record is from RefSeq and is a predicted model, not a curated record. The coding region runs from base 1 to 423 and encodes 140 amino acids.